Molecule: messenger RNA, 1286 nt
Organism: Juglans regia (Persian walnut)
Lineage: Eukaryota; Viridiplantae; Streptophyta; Magnoliopsida; Fagales; Juglandaceae
Exons: 2
Coding region: 510-848 (112 amino acids)
Source: RefSeq, a predicted model, not a curated record
CCGACCCCAAAGCAAUGAAUGAGGGAAAGCCUCACUGCACUUUGUAAUUGCAAUAUUUACUGCAAUUUCCCUCUUCCUGCAUUACUUCUUGUUGGGAUUUUUCCUACAAUUAAUACAUUUCCUGGCCUCAAUUACACCUUCUUCUACCCAAUACUUCAAUUCAAUUCAAUUCCAUCUCUCUCUCUCUACCUAAAACCUCCGUCUCUCACCCACAAUUAAAUUAAGCUUUAAAGAUAACCCUUCGCUCUCCCUUCGCCUCCCUUAUAUAUAUUGGGUCUUGGAGUUCCAUAUUGACCAGCAGAAAAACCAGGUUGAUUGGUGCCGGAGCUGGUCACGGUUCCUAUCUAGCCUCCCUUCAGCCCUUCCUCUCUCUCCUAUUCCUAUCCCUAUCACUCUAUACUCAGCCUCAGCUGUAAUUGGCCGAGCCCUUAGGAUUGGCACAAUAGUUCCAUUAGUUCUUCAACCUUAAGGCAGGGUGAGGCAUAUUUUCAGAAAGUAGACGCAGAAAGAUGAGUCGCAGAAGUGGAAGCGGUCCAAAGCUGGAAUUGAAGCUGAACCUGUCACCACCUAGACCCAACCCACGAGUGGAGUCGCCGAGCCGCUCGGCCACGGUGUCGCCGACAUCCCCACCAAGCUCGUGCGUGUCAUCAGAGCUCAACCAGGACGAGUCUCUCCGAUACCCCAACAGCCCUGAGGCGACGUCCAUGGUGCUAGUGGGUUGUCCACGAUGCCUCAUGUACGUGAUGCUGUCGGAGGACGAUCCCAAAUGCCCCAAGUGCAAGAGCACCGUUUUGCUGGACUUUCUUCAGGACACCAGCAGCUCCAACAUGAAGACAGGGAAGAGUUAAAAGGGCUACGGCCUCUCUAAAUUCCCAUAAAAGGGACUAGGACUUCUAGUUUAGCCUUCUCUAGUCUAAGGUCUUUUGUUUUCGACUCUCUUUUUGUCUUUGAGAAGGCAGCGCUAUCUGCGCUCCAUUUUUAGCUCCAUCCCAUACCAAUAUUUGAGGAAGAUUAUUCCUAAUCCUGGUAUUAUAAAAAAGGUGGGAUCUGGAGACCCUCCUUAUAAAAGUGGAGCGCGAAUAUCACUACCUUUUUUUCAUUAUUUUCUUAUCUUAAUUCUAGAGAAUAGGAACAUGGGCAAUCAGGGGCCUACGUCUUAGUGCUACGAGUGAGUGUCUCCGUUUCAACUUUCUUUUUGGGUUCAGCAGAAGACGAUGUAAACGAGUUUAGCUUUAGCUGCCCAAAUUUUUCUUUAUCAAAAUGUUAGGUAAUAUUUAUCUUUCUCC